Fonsecaea multimorphosa CBS 102226 is the source of this 1659-nucleotide messenger RNA. RefSeq lists its product as uncharacterized. Lineage: Eukaryota; Fungi; Ascomycota; Eurotiomycetes; Chaetothyriales; Herpotrichiellaceae. The transcript has 4 exons. The record is from RefSeq and is a predicted model, not a curated record. The coding region runs from base 1 to 1659 and encodes 552 amino acids.
AUGGCUGACAUGUGGCGUGUGGCAGUCUUGCUUCUUGCCGGCGCCGUCUGUUGUACGGCAGCUGCAGCGCCUUCAUUACCCACGGUGGACCUGGGCUACGAACUGCAUCAGGCAACAUACAAUUCGUCUGGCCAGUACUACAACUUCUCCAAUGUGCGUUAUGGCGCUCCUCCGGUCGGAAAACUACGUUUCUCUGCUCCAGAGGCCCCCAGCACAAACGGCACCAAAGUCUUCAACAACGGCUCUAGAGCUGUGACUUGUUUUCAGGUCCUGCCAGCUUGGGGCAUUUAUUCUGCAGAUUGGGUUGCCAAUGGCACAGCUGCUUUCAACAUCUCUGCUGGUUACCAAGUCCCUCCACUUGCAUCAACACCACCACCUGACCCUACUGCUACCGAGGACUGUUUGUUCCUUGAUGUGAUGGUCCCUAAAGCUGUCUUCGAUUCUGCUGGUCAAGGUCCGGGGGCACCAGUGAUGGUCUGGAUCCACGGAGGGGGAUACACACUUGGAUCCAAGACUCUCUACAGCCCUUCUGCGGCAGGCCUUAUCAAGGCAAGCCAGAGUCAAGGAGGGAAAGGCAUCAUCUGGGUUGCGAUGAACUAUCGCCUUGGAGCUUUCGGCUUUCUCUCCGGUCCAACUUUUCAGGAGUCUGGGACGGCGAACGCGGGCCUCUAUGACCAGCGCCUAGCGCUCGAAUGGGUGCAACAACACGUUGCCAAAUUCGGUGGAAAUCCGAAUCAAGUUACAGUGAUUGGAGAAUCCGCCGGAGGAGGCAGCACGAUGCACCAGAUCACGGCAUUUGGCGGCCUGAAGGGAAAAGUGCCUUUCCAGCAGGCUAUAGUCCAGAGCCCUGGAUUUCAAAUGUCGCCCAGCGUUACGCUGCAAGAGGCCAUCUACACCCAUUUCUUGUCCCUGGCGGGCAUCAACUCGCUCGAAGAAGCUCGAAACUUGUCCACUGAGGCACUUCGAUUUGCCAACUACAAACUUGUUGGGGGAUCUACCCCAUAUGGCACAUUCACUUUCAACCCUGUGGUAGACGGUGCCUUCGCACCCGAUCUUCCCGGGCAACUUCUUCUGCACGGAGGCUUCGACCAGUCCCUCAAGAUCAUGGCCGGCCACAACAUCAACGAGGGUCUCGAAUUCAUGGAUCCGUUUGCUCAAAACGAAACCGUCUUUGAAGCCGACCUCCGCAUAUACUUCCCUACCAUCACAGAAGCUACCGUCAAAUACAUCUCCCAGACACUAUAUCCGCCCAAGUAUGACGGUUCUGUCGGCUACACUACUCCCACCGGACGAAGCGAGUUGAUGAUCACGGAGGCGUUCUUCACAUGCAGUACCAACUUCUUGGCUCGCGCGUACAACAACAGUGUGUUCAAUUACAUAUUCAGCGUUCCACCGAGCCUUCAUGGAGAUGACAUUUACUACACAUACUACGAUGGUCCAAAUCCCUCGGUCAAGAAUGACACACUGGCGGUCAUUAUGCAGAGAUACUUUACCAACUUUGUCAUGAGUGGUAAUCCGAACGGAGCAGGAUUGCCCCGUUUCCCGACAUAUGGUGAGAAUACCACGGUGCUGAAUCUGAAUCUGACAACGAUUGGGCCGAUCAAGGACAAUGCUGCGAACGAGAGGUGCUUGUGGUGGCAAAAGGGCCUGUAUGCUUAA